AUGGAGAUAAAGAGGUGCUUGAUGGUUGUGCUGGCUUUAGCCAUUCUGGUUCACGCCACUUUAGCUGCUAGAACCCUGCCUAAGGACGACGCCAAAGGUCUCGAUGACCAGAAGAACUUUCUUGCCUUUGGUGGGGUGGGUGGCUACGCUGGAGUGGUUGGUGGCCUCGGUGGUCUUGGUGGCUAUGGAGGAACCGGUGGUGUUGGUGGACUAGGUGGUGGACUUGGCGGUACUGCUGGAGGUCUGGGUGGGGGAAUUGGGGGUGGGAGCGGUUGCGGAACCUGUCCUUGA
Messenger RNA from Carica papaya (papaya), 291 nucleotides. RefSeq lists its product as uncharacterized. The record is from RefSeq and is a predicted model, not a curated record. Lineage: Eukaryota; Viridiplantae; Streptophyta; Magnoliopsida; Brassicales; Caricaceae.